Penicillium lagena is the source of this 1503-nucleotide messenger RNA. Its product is annotated as mitofusin complex protein UGO1. Bases 1 to 1503 code for a protein of 500 amino acids. Lineage: Eukaryota; Fungi; Ascomycota; Eurotiomycetes; Eurotiales; Aspergillaceae. The record is from RefSeq and is a predicted model, not a curated record. The transcript is spliced from 2 exons.
AUGUCUCGCGAAGGGAUAAAUCCCCUGCGGCCCUACUAUAUCCCUCCCUCCGGUCUAUCGCCCGCCAACGCCCCGACCGAGGUGACCUCGGCGUCAUCCACCCAGGUGUUUGGCAGCACGGCGCGCGACCUCGUCCCAGACUUGGACUAUGGCGACUACCUCGACUCAUCAUCAUCCGUGUCCGACUGGGCUCGGGAUGUGCUGAAUCGGGCACUCCUUCGUUAUACGCACGUUCUGACGGCGCAGCCCUUCGAUGUCGCCAAAACGAUUCUGCAGGUGUACGUCACGCCCGAUGCAACGGACGAGGGGGAGUCCGAUCCGAGAUCGACUCCAGGCUCUCGACCAAGUGAUUACGACUCGGAACCAGAAUCGUCCGACGAUGAGAGCAGUUACUUUACCUCCGGUGCGCCGUCAACACCAACGCGGACACCGCGGUCACGCCGGGCACGGCACCGCAUCACUGACCGCAGCGGCUAUAUUCGACCGGACUCGGCCUCGUCCUCCAAACAUGCGUUGACGAUCCGGAACCCCAACUCGUUGAUGGAGGUGCUUUCCCAGCUCUGGACCAGCGGCGGACCAACCUCCCCCUGGAAGGCCUCCAACGCGACUUUUAUCUACUCGCUCCUCCUGCCCACCCUCAACACAUUCAUCCGGAGCCUUUUGUCCGCCAUCGUGGGUCUUCCGGAAGAGGACAUCUCCUCGUCCAUGGCAGCCGACAUCCUGACUGCGGCCUCGCCCAUGGCAACACUCGUCCUUUCUUUCAUUUCAUCCUCGCUCUCCGCCAUGCUCCUCUCCCCAAUCGACACGGCGCGCACGUUCUUAAUGCUCACACCGGCCACACACGGGCCUCGGUCACUUAUUCGCGCCAUCCGGCAGCUCCCCACUCCCAACUGCACCAUCCCACCGCACCUCGUCCCCAUCACCGUCCUCCACUCCAGCCUACCGAAUUUCAUCACCACCUCGACCCCACUCUUUCUCAAAUCCUACCUCUCAAUUGACCCCAUUCUCCACCCGUCCAUGUGGAACCUCUUCACCUUCCUCAGCUCCGGUCUCGAGCUCGCCGUGCGAUUUCCUCUCGAGACCGUCCUCCGCCGCGCCCAGAUUGCCACAUACACCUCGCUGAGUCUACGCCAGAAAUCUGCCGGCGGCAGCAUUAGCAAUGCCUCAUUCGACGCGUCCGAUGUUGAGACUAUCAUCCCCACCCCGCGUACCUACCGCGGCAUUAUUGGAACUAUGUGGCACAUCGUCCACGAGGAAGGCGUCAGUGUCACCCCGUCCGAGGCUGCGCGUGCACAUGAGCUUCUCGGCAGAUCUGCGCCCCAGCACCUCCAGAAACGCCAGCAGGGACAAGGCAUCGAGGGCCUAUACCGUGGCUGGCGUGUUGGGAUGUGGGGAAUUGCUGGCAUUUGGGGCGCAAGCCUGCUCGGUGGGGUGGCCGGUGGCAGUGAAGAAGAAGUCACGAUGAAAGGCGGACAUGGCCGCGCGAGCGGUGGCCGCUUUUGA